CAGUUACACAUUUCCCCCCCAAGAGUCUCAGACAGACUUGUCACAGGCUUGGGGCUGGGGACAGAGUGGUGACCAUGGCCGGGCCGGUGUUGUCUCCUGUGCCCAGAAACUGGCUGGUGGUGUUGCUGCUGCUUCUCUCAGCCCAGACUGUGCCGGUGGCCAAAACACAGGACCUGUACCAGAAUCCCAAAGGAAGCGCUUGUUCCCGGAUCUGGCAGAACCCACGUUUCAUAGCCAGGAAACGGGGCUACGCAGUAAAAAUGCAUUGCUACACGGACGGCACCCCUGGCAUGGUGAACUGGCUGCGGAAGCAGGAGACGGAUCCGGAGCCCCAGCCGCUGCACCUGGAGGAGGGACGCAUGCUGCAGACCCAGAACGGCUCCGUCGUCACCCUCACCAUCCAAGGCACCCAGUUUGAGGACAACGGCAUCUACUUCUGCCAGCAGGAGUGCGCUGGGUACCCCUUGGAGAUCUACCAGGGCUGUGGCACUGAGCUGCGAGUCAUGGGGUUCAGCACCUUGGCGCAGCUGAAGCGGCGGAACACCCUGAAGGACGGCAUCAUCAUGAUCCAGACCCUGCUCAUCAUCCUCUUCAUCAUCGUGCCCAUCUUCCUGCUGCUGGACAAGGAUGAAGGCAAGGCCGGGAUGGAGGAGGAUCACACCUACGAGGGCCUGAAUAUCGACCAGACAGCCACCUACGAGGACAUAGUGACGCUGCGGACAGGGGAGGUGAAGUGGUCUGUGGGUGAGCACCCAGGCCAGGAGUGAGGGCGGGACCCUCCCCACGCCCAGGCUCAGCACCCUGGGCCUCAGUGACUGCUUUGGAGCUGCCUGGCUCACAGCCCACCCCCUGGCCCCCGGCGGCCCCUGAAGUGGCCUCCCUGCUCCAGCCCCUGGGGCCACAGCUCUUGGCAAAGGGCUGGAGUGGAAGGGCAACCAGGCGGUGACGUGGAGGGAGUUCUCCGGGGUGGACUGGCCCUGGCCUUCCAAGGGUGCUAGGGGGACCCACCCCCACGCAUGGGACAGUGAAGGCAGAGACUGGGGCGGAUCCUACAAAUGGACUCAGAGCAGAUCGGCUUCCUGAAGGGCCAUGGCCCUUCACUGGGCCCCAGAAGGGCCACCGAGAACUUCAUUCCUCUCUCCUAACCUCUCCCACCCUAGGGGGCCCCUGGCCUCGAGCCCAUUCUCCUGUGGAAUAAACAGUGUGUUUUGA
Molecule: messenger RNA, 1212 nt
Organism: Lemur catta (Ring-tailed lemur)
Lineage: Eukaryota; Metazoa; Chordata; Mammalia; Primates; Lemuridae
Gene: CD79B
Product: CD79b molecule
Exons: 6
Coding region: 75-767 (230 amino acids)
Biological process (GO): B cell differentiation; B cell receptor signaling pathway
Cellular component (GO): membrane; B cell receptor complex; external side of plasma membrane
Molecular function (GO): transmembrane signaling receptor activity
Source: RefSeq, a predicted model, not a curated record